AUGUCAAAGCUCCUCAGAAACUUCCUGAGGAAGAAAACUUUACAAAACGCAACUUAUGAAGAAACUUCUUACUCUGACAUGGAAGGUUCCGUUUAUGGUGCACUGCCGGUUGACUCUCCAAUGGCUUAUGAUGAACCUAUAAGAGAUUUUAAACUGGUUUUUGAAGGUGAAAAUAAAGAUACUUUUGUUCUUGUACCUGGUUUAUUACCCUAUGACACAAUUGAGAUUCCACUAUUUGGUGGAUUUACUAUUGCUGAUUACUGGGGAGAUGUGAAGGAACAAAUAGAGGACCCUUGUAUCACCAGUCCUAGCCCUUUUGGUUCUCUUCACGAUCGUGCUGUAGAACUAUAUUAUCAAAUUAAGGGUGGGCAAGUGGAUUAUGGUCUCGUUCAUUCCCAUCAGUUUUGUCAUGGGCAAUUAGGUGAAACAUAUGAAGGUUUGGUGCCGAAUUGGAGUCCCGACAAUCCUAUAGUCCUGAUCGGCAAAGGCUAUGGUGCAACAACCGCUCUUUAUCUUCAACAUCUUCUUUCUACUAAUUUUUUCGGACAACACACGGCCGGUUGA
This is a messenger RNA of Racocetra persica, 564 nucleotides long. The record is from the annotation of a GenBank genome assembly. Lineage: Eukaryota; Fungi; Glomeromycota; Glomeromycetes; Diversisporales; Gigasporaceae.